AUGCGACUUCACGUCGUCAGAUUCAUCGUCGGUUUGCUCCUGGUACCGACGGUGCUAGCAUUGCCACCAGUUCCCCAGCGUUAUGUGUCGAGAAGAGCAGGAAAUUGGACCGUUGGUCAGGUUGUCGAUACUACCAGCGGUCCGGUGACUGGACACGCUGCCUCGAAUAAUACCCAAGUCUCUGAAUAUCUGGGUAUACCUUAUGCAAAGCCACCCGUGGACGACUUGCGUUGGCAGCCGCCAGUCGAGUAUACAGGGACGGCGCCGAUAAAUGGAACGACAUUUCCCUUGUACAAUCUCUCGAGAGGUGGCUACUAUGUGACACCUGACGUCCUGCUUCCAGAUACUCCGCAGAGUGAGGAUUGUCUGACGUUAAAUGUGUGGACUGAUCCUCAAAAAGGCGAGAGUUCAAAAGCUGUACUCGUCUAUAUACAUGGAGGAUCCUACACAGGAGGGAGCUCUUCCGAAAAAUGGUUCAACGGGCAGUUCAUGGCCGAGGAGCAAGAUGUCGUCGUCGUCACGAUCAACUACCGGCUCAACAUCUUCGGGUUCCCGGGCAACCCGACGACGGAACUCAACCUGGGCAUCCUCGACCAGCGCAUGGCUGUCGAGUGGGUAAGGGACAAUAUUGCCAGCUUUGGCGGCGACCCAAACCGCAUCGUCAUGUUUGGCCAGUCGGCCGGUGCCGCCUCGGUGGACAUCCAUUCCUACGCCUACGCCUCGGACCCUAUUGCCUCGGGCUACGUGAUGCAGAGCGGCACCGCCUGGGGGUUCGGCGUCCAGACACAAAAGGCCGCCUCGGACCUGUGGUAUCUGGCGGCCCACGCGGUCGGGUGCCACCAGGCCACCGAAGCCCGCGUCUUUGCCUGCAUGCAGUCGAUCCCAGCCAGCGUCCUCAUCAAGCGGCUGCCGCCCAUCCGCUACGGCAUGACGCCCGGCUUGCCCUAUGGUCCCGUCGCCGACGGCAAGCUCGUAUUUGCCGACUACUCGGACCGAUCGCCAGCCGCGCGACCUGUGCUGGUCGGGAAUACCGACGAUGAAUCCGGACUGUCGAAACAUUUGACGCCGUGGUGGGCCGGUCUGCCGCACUGGUACUGGCCGGUGCAGAACAUCUUUGUCUUCACGUGUCCCGCAGGCCAGCGGGCGGCCGUCAGCGUUUCCAAGGGCAAUCCGACCUGGCGAUACAGAUGGUUUGGCGCAUUUCCCAACACACUCCUGCCAUGGAUCCCAUACAAUGGUUCCUGGCACGGAUCAGAGCUGCCAUCGAUUUUCAACACGGCACCGCAGCAAUACUACACCAACACACAACGAGAGAAGGACGUGGGCACCUACAUGCGCGGCGCCUGGGCCGCCUUUGCCAAAGAUCCCGUCCAUGGCUUGCACAAGUACGACGGGUGGGAGAACUACAAGCCCAAUGGCACCACGCUCAUACGGCUGGCGCACGCCAAGCAAGCCAACAAGAACGGUACGUGGGCGAGCUUCAGCAUGGGACCGAGUCGUGCAUACGAUGAUGACUGUGUGUCCGCCUGA
This is a messenger RNA of Pestalotiopsis fici W106-1, 1530 nucleotides long. RefSeq lists its product as uncharacterized. The transcript is spliced from 4 exons. NCBI's taxonomy places the organism in Eukaryota, Fungi, Ascomycota, Sordariomycetes, Amphisphaeriales, Sporocadaceae. Bases 1 to 1530 code for a protein of 509 amino acids. The record is from RefSeq and is a predicted model, not a curated record. Gene Ontology annotation, molecular function: carboxylic ester hydrolase activity.